Thecamonas trahens ATCC 50062 is the source of this 3069-nucleotide messenger RNA. RefSeq lists its product as uncharacterized. NCBI's taxonomy places the organism in Eukaryota, Apusomonadida, Apusomonadidae. The record is from RefSeq and is a predicted model, not a curated record. Bases 1 to 3069 code for a protein of 1022 amino acids. Gene Ontology annotation, molecular function: protein binding. The transcript has 3 exons.
AUGGCAGAGGACGACCCAUGGCGGCAGUCCAUGGGUAUCCACUUUGAAGGACUGCAUGUGACGACCAUUGGCGUCGACGCGACGAACACGGUGGGAGCCUUUGGUACACUCAAUGGAGUGUUUCUUCUUGAUCUGGAAGACCUUACCUCGCCUACCACCGCCAUUUCUUUCCGCAAUCAGUAUGAUGUCCGCACGCUGCAUUGGAACAGAAUUCAGAGCUCGCUGCUGGCAUGUACCUCGAACGAUAAGGUCUAUGUUUGGGAUGUGGCUCAGCUGGAGGAAGCCGAUGGGGAUACCCGCGUGCAUACAGAGCUCUCAAAGCAUGUGCGAUCGGUCAACGAUAUCGAGUGGCAAGCUCAGUCGGCUCAUGUCCUCGCCUCGUGUGCCUCAGAUGCGUACAUCUACAUCUGGGACAUCCGCGAGCCGUCGACCGAGAAGCGUGCCUUCACCUCGUACCGGACCGACCGGGCGGGCGUGUCGCAGCUGGCGUGGAACAGACACGACGGGAACAUUCUCGCGUCGGCCCAUGCCGGCUUUGUGCGCAUCUGGGACAUGCGCAAUGAGUCGCUUCCUAUCUUCGGCAUUGACUGGUCGUACAACGUGAGCUCGGAGCUUGUCACCUGCGCGCUCGACAAGCUCGUCAAGUUCUGGGACGUCAACAAGCCGGAGAACUUUAUCGACUACAUUCAGAGCUCGUCGCCCAUUCGCCGCGCAAAGUACACUCCGUUUGGUGGAGGCCUUGUCACCGCCUCCUCCUCCACCCACACCGACCUCAAGCUCUGGUCGCGCGCCUCGCUCCGCUCGCCCUCGCACACCUUUGCUGCCACCUCUGUCCGCGGUCAGCCCACUGAUUUUGUGUGGCGCUUCUCGCCCUACGACUCGUCCACCUACCAGCUGCUCUCGUGGUCGUCCGACUCGCAGCUCCGGCUGUGGGCCAUUUCCGACGACGUGUUUGCCUCUGUCGGUCACACCCCGAGCCGCCGCCCCCUCUCGCCGGCUGUGCGGCUCAAUAAGCUGGCGGGUGUCGGUGCCGCAGGCGCGGCCGCUGCUGGCACGGGCGCGAGUGCGACCAAUGCCGCUGGCACAGGGACCAGCUCCAGCCCGGGCCUCGCGGUGCCUGUCGGCGGCAUGUCCCCGUCAGCUGCGCCGUCGCCGCGCGAUGUCGAGCUCGUGUCGCCCGGCUCGGAGGCAUCAUCGCCGCCGGCACUCGGCUCGCCGCCAUCGGUUGCGCUCCGGGUUCCAUCCAAGAUGGCUGGCGGGGGUAUGCGCUCGCCGGCGGCGUCGCCGAUUUUCCGCGUCGACUCCGAGUCGCAGCUGACCACGCUCGAGCAAGAAGUGGUCUACCUCAAGCAGCACCCGGUCGACGGAGCCUCGCUCGACAGGGCCAACUACGGUGCCGGCCUCGUCUUCCUCACCUUUACCUCGCAAACAAGCUCGAGCGAGAUCUCGCCGCCAAGCGCGCCGGCGACGCCCAUCGAGCUCCGGGGCCCGACGCUCGAGUUUGUGCAGCGGUCGUUCUUCUCGGCGUCUUCAUCGGCACGGUCGAGUGAGACGACGCCCGACGUCAAGAUCAGGCUCAAGGAGCUGGUCGGCUCGCUCAUCCAGAUGCGCGAGCGCGAGUCGAUGCCGUGUCUGCACGCCACCGUCACCGAGAUUGCCACCCAGUUUGACUUGCUCUCCAAGGCCAAGGCCAACCAUGCGCUGCACGACGGUGAGGGCGGGCUCGAGGCCGGCGGCCGGGGCCACACCGGCGGCAACGAGUCGAUCUCAGUCGUCGCCGCCGAGUUUGUCUGUCCGCGGCUCGGCGGAGCGUACUUUGGUCCGCGCGGCACCAUUGUGUUCUGGAACUGCUUCAACCCGUCGCUCUUCCGCCUCUCCAAUCCGGCGAACCAGCUUGGCGACGACGACGUCGAGCCCGAGUCGCCGACCUCGCCGACCUCUGGUCGGGCCCGGGCCCAGCAGCCCGGUCGCGACGGCAGCCGGUCGGCCGAGACGUGCUGGCCGGCGAUGUGGUCCGACCUCUCGCUCUCGCUCGAGCUCGAGCAGCAAGGCCGCGAGCUGCACGUCUCCGACACCGGCGGUGUGCUCGCCACCGACGUGCUCUCAUCGAUCCUCGAGUCGCGCCCGUCGCUCUCGGCCAAGGUCUCGCUCACCCGGGCCACCGGCCAGGCCAAGGUCCACCACAAGACCCGGGUGCGGCUGGCUUCUGCGGCGCGGUUCAUUCUCGCCUCGCCGACGCUUGCCGAGCAGUAUGCGGUCGACGCAUCGCGUGCCUCGCUCCCGGCACUGUGUCAGGCCAAUGCCGGCGUGGCGGCCCGAGCCAAGCGGCGGGACCUGGUCCGGGUGUGGAAGCUGGCGGCGCAGAUGCUGAGCGCGUACACGCCACGGGCGCUGGCCGGCGCGCUCUGCCGGCUGGGCAGCAGUGCGUCGGGCGUGCCGUGGGCAGUCCACCCGUUUGCGCGGGCCACGCUCGCGUCGCUCUUCGAUCACUACGCGGGGCUUGGUGAUGUGCAGACGCUCGCGGUCCUUUCUUGCGUGUUUGCCCAGGCCGAUGCGGCGGCAGUCGCUGCCCACGCCGCUGUCGCAGCCCAUCUCGGCGGCUCAGCCGCGCGCAUGCCCCGCGACGCUCUGCUCUUUGUCGAUGCUCCGCUCGAGGCCCGCGCCAAUGCGUACCGGCUCGGCUACUGCCGGCUGCUUCAUGCAUGGGGCCUACUCAACAAGCGUGCUGAGGUCGCCAAGUUUGUGACUCUGGCGGCCCAGGUUGCGCCGUUUAGCUCGAGCGUCAUGCUCGCCAACACCUGCCCGCAUGAUCCGGUCGUCGUCUCGGCCGCGCCACAGUGCUUUGCCUGUCCGCAGUCGCACUUUAUGCUCGAGUGCGGAGUGUGCCGCCGCGGCAUGCGCGGUCUCGCCUCGGCCUGCCUCAAGUGCGGUCAUGGCGGGCACGUCCGCUGCCUCGCCACCUGGUUCGACGGCUCCAUCCAGGUCUGUCCCACGGGAUGCGGGUGCAAGUGCAUCCCCGACCGCGCUGCUCGCCUCCAGCCGCAGACCGGCGUCGUAGUCAUGGAUUGA